Molecule: messenger RNA, 3504 nt
Organism: Acanthochromis polyacanthus (spiny chromis)
Lineage: Eukaryota; Metazoa; Chordata; Actinopteri; Pomacentridae
Product: heparan sulfate glucosamine 3-O-sulfotransferase 3A1
Exons: 2
Coding region: 349-1551 (400 amino acids)
Molecular function (GO): [heparan sulfate]-glucosamine 3-sulfotransferase activity
Source: RefSeq, a predicted model, not a curated record
AGAGCUGCCCGUCACGAAACUUGACGUGCGAGACAAGUUUACAACUCUAUACACGUGCGGCUGAUACAUCAGGGCUGGCGGCGGCAUCCUGCGCACAGGCUGCUACCUGCGUGCGUAAAUCUUUGCGCGCUGCCUGGAUACAGCUCGUUAUUUUCGGCCACUUCCUGGCUUCCUCCUUCCUCACCUGUUCGCUGCAGGUAUCACUUUCCGGAGGAGAUCGAGGUGUUUUAUCCACGGUGCGUGCGUGUGUGGAUGAGGACUGGCUGCUCAGUUUCUUCAUGGCUGGAGGACUGGGUGAUGUGCGCCUAGCAUGGCUCCGGCUGCUGCGCCGACCACCCAGGGACCGGUAUGGCUUUUAGCCGCAUCAGCAGGCUGGACCCCCCGUCCCGAGGCAUCUUCAGGAAAGCGGUGGUCAUGCUGUGCUCCCUGCUCGCCUCCAUCCUCCUCCUGCACCUCUUCACCGAGCGCUGCGCCUCCACAGUCUCCUCCACCUCGCCCUCGCCGGACACAUCCUCCUCAUCCGCCUCCAGUCGUGCUUCUGGGCUUUUCGGAGACUUGAGGAGCAAGAGGCUGGCGUACGAAUGGACCGCCGGCUCGGAUCUGGAGAGCUACGGGGCCGCUCGGCGCGCCUCCUCACGCGUCCUGGCGGAUGAGCGCGCACGGCACGACCCGGAGCUGCCCGGAGACUCCUUCAUGCUGCCGGCUCCGGAUUUAGUGGCUUCCAGGAGAGUUCCGGCCAGGUUCGCAGGUAAACUCAGCCCGCUCGGGGAGGGGAGCAAGAAGCUGCCUCAGGCUCUGAUCAUCGGGGUGAAGAAGGGAGGAACCCGGGCUCUGCUGGAGUUUCUCCGGGUUCAUCCGGACAUCAGAGCGGUUGGAGCGGAGCCGCACUUCUUCGACCGCAACUAUGACAACGGACUGGAGUGGUACAGGGAGCUGAUGCCGAAGACCCUAGAGGGCCAGAUCACCAUGGAGAAAACCCCCAGCUACUUUGUGACCAGAGAGGCUCCGGCGAGGAUCUCCGCCAUGUCCCGGGACACCAAGUUAAUCGUGGUGGUGAGGGACCCGGUCACCAGAGCCAUCUCGGACUACACGCAGACGCUGUCCAAGAAGCCCGACAUUCCCUCUUUUGAGAGCCUCACCUUCAAAAACAGGACUACGGGGCUCAUCGACACGUCGUGGAGCGCCAUCCAGAUCGGCAUCUACGCCAAGCACCUGGACAACUGGCUGCAGUACUUCCCCAUGGACCAGAUCUUGUUCGUGAGCGGCGAGCGUCUGAUCAGCGACCCGGCCGGAGAGCUGGGCCGGGUGCAGGACUUCUUAGGCCUCAAGAGGAUCAUCACGGACAAACACUUCUACUUUAACCAGACCAAGGGAUUCCCGUGCCUCAAGAAAGCGGAGGGCAGCAGCAAGCCUCACUGCCUGGGGAAAACCAAAGGGCGCACCCAUCCCAACAUUGACCCCGAGGUGGUGCAGAGGCUACGGGACUUCUACAGGCCCUUCAACAUGAAGUUCUACCAGAUGACUGGACGCUUCUUUGGCUGGGAUGACUGAAUGUGUUUUUCUCUUUGAUACCCGAAAUCUUUAAUUGGAGGGCCUCGCUCGACAGAAAGAAAUACUGAUCUUUGGGGAACAAAGUUGGAUUAUUAUGAGAAUAAAGUUAGAAUUACAUUAAUAUGGUCCUAACAACAUUCAAAACAAAUAAUGUUUAUUUUUUAAAAUCAGGAAAAAUUGAUAUUUUGGCAAAAAACGUUAAUGAAUAAUCUCACUGCAUAUUUUUGUGAGAAUGGGGGUAGAGCUCAGGCUUAUAAUUAACCAUUUAAACCUCAUCUAAUCUACCUGAUAUAAUAUUUUGGUUUUAUUUUUGAAAUAUGAAAUCUUUUAUAUAAUUUAAAAGACUUUUGAAACUUCAUUCUGGUUUAAUAAUGAUUUAUUUUUUUGCUUUUGUUGUUCAAUUUGUUCAAAUUUUCAGCAUAGUGCACAUAAUAUUAUUAUUAUCAUAAUAUUUAUAUUUUUCACACUAUUGCAGUUUUAUUAUAAAGUUCUGAGCAUAAAGAUAUUUAUGUAUAAAAUAAUAUAAAUCAUAAACAGGAGAAUGUUGUGUUUAAUGUCAAAAUAUUGGUAAUUUUUUUGCCAAAAUAUCUCACAUUUUUCCCUAAUAUUGCAGUAUCGUGCUGAUAUCAUAAUAUUAACACUAUUUUGCCAAAAUCUGAAAUUUUUUCUUAAUAUUGCAGUAAUUAAUUUAUUCUGUCCUGUCAUUUAGAAACUGUAUUCAAAAUAUUUUGCGUUUUCUCAUAAAAUUAGUACUUUAUUCUCAUAAUUUGUGACUUUUGACUCAAUUCUCAUAAACCUUCAUCUUAGUUUUAUGAGUUUUCUAUCUUUUUCCCUCCAUGCUCAGCACUAACCCUAAGCAAUAUGCAGCCGUUACAGGAGAGAAAAAUCUCUCCUCAGAUAUGCAAUAUUUCUUUGUUACAUUUCCCAUCGUCAGAGCUGCCUCUAAUCCAUGCUUAUUGAGAUGUUUUCUUCAGAAAAAAGGAUUGAGUUGUUGAAGGAUUUGCAUCAUAUCUCCCUGCACUAUCUGAUGUUUCUAUUUUUUUCUGUUUAAAAGUCCUUGGCGGUGGAACAGAAAUUAUGCAGUUGCUUCUCGAAGACGGCGGGUGAAAUCACAAGGCGGCUUUUGAUAAAAACUGAGCGAUGUUUAAUGCCAUAUUCUGAACAUACAUAGCUGCUUUGGAAUUUCAACAUUUUUCUAGCAAAAAAAAAAAAACAUGAAAAGAUAAAAAUAUAUGUAUUUUUGAAAUGUAUUUAUUCAAGAAAUACACAAGCAGUAUGUAUGUAUUUUCAAUAACACCUCAGCGAUUAUUUCCCGUUAUUAUGCUCGCCAUGCCUUUAGAGUUUGUUUUCUACUAAAAACAUGUUAUCCUCACUUUAAUUUCAGGUGUUUCAGGAUGUAUUUACUAUACAUGAAUGAGUGGGACAUGAGAAAACUUGUUUCCAGUUAGAUCUUUGUUAUUUCAAGGGUCGUUUCCCACCUUAAGUUAAUGAAGCUACAGGCAAAAGAUAGAACUCCCUGUUUGGUGGUGGAGUGAAAAGACCUCCAAAAAUGGGGGCGGCUUCCCUGAAUCGUGACUGAAAUUUCCUCGACAUGCCUCCUUCUGAGUUAAAUACACUUGAUGUCACUGGUCUUCCUUCCUUGCCUGAAGGCAGAAUGUGUGUGGAAGUCUGCUUUAAACCCAGACAGCAUGAGAACAAUGGCCGGGUUGUGUUCCUAGUUUCUGUCAACUUGUAUCGUGAGCCACUUUCUGAAAGCAGAUGUGCCUCAAAAGAUACACAAUCAGUGUUUUUCUCUUUUUUUUGGUGUGGGCAUCAGAAAAGAAGCUAAAAUAGGAUUUUUUUUUUUGAGGGUUGGGGGUUAUGUAACCAAUCUAACUGUGCUGUUCUGACUGUUGCUUUCUAAAAGUUGUUGGGAUUUUUAAGGCACUCCUUCAAUAAAAGAUGUUCUAUGUA